GGGGCCGCGUCGCGGGUGUGGCCGCCGCCACUUGAAGGCUGGGCUCUGAACCUGGCCCUGAGCACGGCCACCCCCGCCGGCGCCGCCAUAGCUCCAGCGGCCGACCAGAUGAUUUUAGGAAGAAAACUGACUGGAAAAACAAUGAAGUUCCUUCUCUUCAUAUUAUUCGGUGUUGUUCACCUUUUACCCCUGGCCUCUGGGAAAGCUAUAUAUGGGAAUGGCCCCUCUCAGAGGACUUUACAAGAAGUCAAAGAAGAAAUAGCCCGCUAUGGAGAUGUUGCUAAAUCAAUCAUCAACCUUAGUGUUUAUGGUAAAGCCCAGAACAGAUCCUAUGAGCGACUGGCACUUCUGGUUGAUACUGUUGGGCCCAGACUAAGUGGCUCCAAGAACCUAGAAAAAGCCAUCGAGAUCAUGCAGCUAAACCUGAAGGGAGAUGGGCUGGAGAACGUCCACCUGGAGCCUGUCAAAAUACCCCACUGGGAGAGGGGAGAGGAGUCUGCUGUGAUGCUGGAGCCGAGGAUUCACAAGAUGGCUAUUUUGGGUCUUGGCAGCAGCAUUGGAACGCCCCCAGAAGGCAUUACUGCGGAAGUUCUGGUGGUGACCUCUUUCGAUGAACUGCAGAGAAGGGGGCCAGACGCAGAAGGGAAGAUCGUCGUUUACAAUCAACCUUAUACCAACUAUUCCGCAGCAGUGCAGUACCGCAUGGAGGGGGCGGUAGAAGCUGCCAAAGUGGGGGCUUUGGCAUCCCUCAUUCGAUCCGUGGCUUCCUUCUCCAUCUACAGUCCUCACACAGGUAUUCAGGAAUACCAGAAUGGUGUGCCAAAGAUCCCAACAGCUUGUAUUACGGUGGAGGACGCAGAGAUGAUGUCAAGAAUGGCUUCUCGCGGGAACAGAAUUGUCAUUCAGCUGAAGAUGGGGGCAAAGAGCUAUCCAGAUGCUGAUUCCUUCAACACGGUGGCGGAGAUCACUGGGAGCAAGUAUCCGGAGCAGGUUGUACUGGUCAGUGGACAUCUGGACAGCUGGGAUGUUGGGCAGGGUGCCAUGGAUGAUGGUGGUGGAGCCUUUAUAUCAUGGGAAGCCCUCUCGCUUAUUAAAGAUCUUGGGCUGCGUCCAAAGAGAACCCUGCGUUUGGUGCUCUGGACCGCGGAGGAGCAAGGUGGAAUCGGUUCCUCCCAGUAUUAUCAGCUGCACAAGGCAAAUAGUUCCAACUACAGCCUCGUGAUGGAGUCUGACCUGGGAACCUUCUUACCCUCUGGGCUGAAGUUCACUGGCUCUGACUCGGCCAGGAUCAUCAUGGAGGAGGUCAUGAGCCUGCUGAAGCCCAUCAACAUCACACAGGUCCUGAAGGCUGGAGAUGGGACGGACAUUAACUUCUGGAUCCAAGAUGGAGUGCCUGGAGCCAGUCUGCUUGAUGACCUGUAUAAAUAUUUCUCCUUCCAUCACUCCCAUGGAGACACCAUGACCGUCAUGGAUCCAAAGCAGAUGAAUGUUGCUGCCGCUGUUUGGGCCGUCGUCUCUUACGUCGUUGCAGACUUGGAAGAAAUGCUGCCCAGGUCUUAGCAAGAAAAAGAGAGAGGGCACUUUUGUCCUUUCUGGCCAGGAGUCCUGGGUCUGCAGCUUUAGGAAGCUCCUUUUCACCCGACAACUUUAUUAAUCAUUUACAAAGCACAACAAUUUUUCUUAAUUUCUGACAUUAUCUUUCUUGAUACUUUCCAAAUUCUGUUUUCCUAGUGUAAAAAAUAAUCCCACAUAGAAUCAAAUCAAAUCCCACCCCCAUAUAGAAUCAAAAUAUGGUAGAGAUCCCAGUGGGGGCAUUUCUUUAUACCACUUACUAAAAAUAUUGUUUCUAUUUCAGAAGUAAAUACUGGAUAA
Budorcas taxicolor (takin) is the source of this 1872-nucleotide messenger RNA. RefSeq names its product carboxypeptidase Q (gene CPQ). Gene Ontology annotation, biological process: proteolysis; thyroid hormone generation; peptide catabolic process. Lineage: Eukaryota; Metazoa; Chordata; Mammalia; Artiodactyla; Bovidae. The record is from RefSeq and is a predicted model, not a curated record. Gene Ontology annotation, molecular function: metallodipeptidase activity. The transcript has 8 exons. The coding region runs from base 109 to 1560 and encodes 483 amino acids.